Xenopus tropicalis (tropical clawed frog) is the source of this 1293-nucleotide messenger RNA. RefSeq names its product chemokine-like protein TAFA-1. The record is from RefSeq and is a predicted model, not a curated record. Lineage: Eukaryota; Metazoa; Chordata; Amphibia; Anura; Pipidae. Gene Ontology annotation, biological process: signal transduction. The coding region runs from base 419 to 820 and encodes 133 amino acids. The transcript has 5 exons.
UGGCAGUGCCCGUAUGGGAUAUGAUCCUGAUCCUGGCACCCCUGUAUGUACCCCCACUUUUUAAUGGGCUCAGAAUGCCCCUUACAGGAUAUUCCUACCCUUAUUGCCCAUGCCACCCCCAUACCCAUUGUUUGUAAAGACAACCAGGCCACAUUUACCCCCCUGCCAAGCUCCCUGCCUCCAUGCCCAGUAUUUGCCCCUGUUUGACCCAGACAGACAGUUAUGGGGGAGGGGGGUCAGGGCAAGUAGGUAGAAUAGAGAUGAGAGGGAGUCGGGGGAUGCCAGUGCCAGUUUCCCCUUGGCACCAGGUGGCACAUGAUUCCCUGUCGCUCACACAUGGCACCCACCCUCCUCCCUCUCACUCCCAGUUGGGCUGCGGUCUCUCCGGCUCCCACACUCGGCUCUGCCAGGGCAGCUGAUGGGCAGCACCGUGCACAGCCCCCCGGCCCUUCUCUGCCUGUGCCUGGCACUCACCGUCUGUGCCCCCCGGGGCAAUGAGCCCUCCCAGGAGCUGCCCCACCUCUUGCCCCCAUACUCUGGGGGGCGCUGCCACAUCCUCACCACUCGGCGCUGCUGCAACCGGGACCGGAGCGAGGAGAGAACCCAAACGGUGCUGUGCUCCUGUCUCCCCGGGGAGGUGGCCGGGACCACCAGGGACCAACCGGCUUGUGUGGAUGUCUCUAUAGUGAGGGGGAAGUGGUGGUGCGACAUGGCGCCGUGCCUACAGGGGGAGGAGUGCCAGGCGCUGCCCGAUGACUCCGGCUGGAUCUGCUACCUGGGCACAGCCGUCAGGGUCACCAAGAUUCAGCCUCACUACUGAUCCCUUGUACCCCCCAGGGGCUGGGGCAGGAAGAAUGGAGCCGGUGGGAGGGGCAUUGGCCAUAGUGCUGCCCCCUGACUGAAGCCCCCCCAAGCCAACUGCCCACAUCCUGCCCCGACUGACACCAACAGAAUGGUUUCCUAGCAACACGCAGUUUAUUCAUCAGAUGCUCACAAUCCUGCCCCUCGGGGGGCAAAUGUUUCCUCCUUCCGCCGUUGUGCCCCCGGGGGUCAGUGCGCCACUGGGCUGGACUCUUCUCCAAAGGGAUUGGCUAGAAAACAAAAAGUGCAGUUGGCACACUGGGCGCUGUGGGGCACAACCUCCCAACAACUGGCACCCCCUGGGUCUGCGCCCAAUUGGCCCCCAGCUCACUACCAAGCAGUGCCCCCCCCCCCCCGGGCAAAGGAUCAAUAGUAAUCUGUGUGCUGAUUGGCUACUCAAGGCACCACACCAAUAAAAGCACUAACUGCCCA